Molecule: messenger RNA, 1643 nt
Organism: Capsicum annuum
Lineage: Eukaryota; Viridiplantae; Streptophyta; Magnoliopsida; Solanales; Solanaceae
Product: probable inactive shikimate kinase like 2, chloroplastic
Exons: 8
Coding region: 129-1277 (382 amino acids)
Source: RefSeq, a predicted model, not a curated record
ACUGUUAUAUGGUCCAAUAUGUAACUAGAUCCAACUAAGGGAGCUAUCUGUAUAUUUUCCUUUUAAAAAAAAAAAAAAAAAAACAUUUUCUUAUCUGCUCCAAUCUUCAGUAAGAACCAGAAGCAAACAUGGCUUCUUCUUCUUCUUCAGUGGGUCUCAGUUUCCUCACCAGAAAUACCAUUAAAGUUCCACUCUCAAUUCCAAAGAGUUUUUCUCCUUUUCCAAAGCUCACAUUUCCUUCUAUUACGUGCUUUUAUUCAGCAACUCCCCGUUUGGAUUACAACAGUUUCAAGAAAAUCAAUCCCAUUCACUACUGUAGUAAUCUUCCUACUGCUUCCACCAAUAACACUCACUACGAGUUUUCAGAUGGCUCCUCUGAGGUGGAGUUGAGAUUAGAACUUGGGCAGGGAGAAAUAACUCCUACGGACAUACAUGUAGAUGCAAAUGAGAGCUCAUUAGCAGUUAGGAUACAGCAAUCUGGAAUCGUUCGGGCUCUCAUGGAUACCAGUACUCUGUAUGAGAAAAUAAAGCCUGCAGAAACAAUAUGGUACAUAGAUGAAGAUCAAUUAGUUAUUAGCUUGAAGAAGCAAAAUUCCGAGUUGAAAUGGCCUGACAUUGUGGAAUCUUGGGAGUCCCUAAGUGCUGGAAUUACACAACUCCUUAGAGGAACAUCAAUAUAUUUAGUUGGUGAAUCGACUGAAAUCAACCAGAGGAUUGCUCGAGAACUGGCUGUUGGACUAGGGUACACUCCACUUAGUACAGAGGAGCUGCUAGAAGCGUAUGCCAAGCAAUCAAUGGAAUCAUGGGUUAAUGAGGAGGGGUCUGAUGCUGUAGCAGAAGCAGAAAAUGCCAUACUAGAGAGUCUCAGUAGCUAUGCUCGUGCUGUAAUUGCAACCUUGGGAGGAGAGAAAGGUGCCGCUGGAAGAGCAAAUCAAUGGAGGCAUCUUUUUGCUGGAUUCACAGUCUGGCUUUCCCUCUCUGAAGCCACAGAUGAAGAAACUGCAAAAGAAGAAGCGAAAAGGAACAUGCAAGAUAGUGGUCAAGGUUACUCUAAUGCGGAAGUGGUAGUCAAGCUCGGAGGUUGGGAUCCUAACUAUUCAAAGGCAGUAGCUCAGGCCGUGCUUAGUGCCCUUAAGCGCUUAAUAUUGGCAGAUAAAGACCUUCCAGGGAAAAAGAGUUUAUACAUAAGGUUGGGCUGUCGAGGUGAUUGGCCAGAGAUCAAACCUCCGGGUUGGGAUCCAUCAACUAGCCCUGAUACAUCUUCUAUGUCGUCAUAGCAGAGUUACAGUUUAUGCAUUUAACUGUAACUAUUCAUCUACCUUUUGGCCCUUGUAUCCAAUAUAUCAUCAUUAGAAAGUUUCUUCUCGACUCGAGGACACCAGGUUGUAUAUUCUCAACAUGCUCUAUAUUAACGGGAAAAUGAAGAAGGUUUUGGCCAGCGUAGACGAGACUGAUUGAUUGUACACAAAGUUUAAAUUGAGCCCCAAAGGCCAUCCAGUUGGACAGAUUAUAUGGAAAAUAGUGAAUUUGUAUGUUGUGAAUGUGACAAAAUAGUGAAUUUGUAUGUUGUGAAUAUUGUCACAAAUGUUGCUUGUAUUCAUUCUUUAUUCUAUUAUCUUUGUUGUAGUAAUGCCUUUCUGAUA